Messenger RNA from Sphenostylis stenocarpa, 906 nucleotides. The record is from the annotation of a GenBank genome assembly. Lineage: Eukaryota; Viridiplantae; Streptophyta; Magnoliopsida; Fabales; Fabaceae.
AUGGCCGCACCUUCUCUUUCCUCCGCUCUCAAUUCCCUCUCCCUCUCCGCCUCUUCCCGCUUCUCUCUCCUCCCCUCACCACCCCACACUCUCUCCCUCCUCUUCGCCAAACCCCAACACCACCCUUCCGUCCUCUGCGUCAAAUCCAAACCCUCCGAUGACAUUGAUACCUCCUUCUUCGACAACCUUAACCCGCAGGAAGACAUCACCUUCAACCCUCCGGAGCCUCCGGAGGACUUCGUCGCCCCUCCCUCCUUCGACGAUGGCCCCCUCGAGACGGAGGAGGAGAUCGCCGCCGCCUACGAGGAGCUUUACGGCCCCGCCUUCAGCGGCGUCUCUGUGCUCGGGAAUGACGUGUUCGUGAUGGACUCCCAGUUGAAGCAGGACACCGGGUUCGGGUCCGGCGCGAAGAAGGAGAAGGUCCGCGACGGGUUCGAAGAGAGGGUUGUCCAGGUGAGAAGGGUGACGAAGGUUGUUAAGGGAGGGAAGCAGUUGCGCUUCAGGGCCGUCGUCAUUGUGGGCGACAAGAAGGGCCAGGUCGGCGUGGGAGUUGGCAAGGCCAAGGAAGUCAUCACUGCUGUUCAGAAGUCCGCCACCGAUGCCAGGAGGAACAUUGUGAAGGUGCCUAUGACUAAGUACUCCACUUUUCCCCAUAGAUCUGACGGUGAUUAUGGAGCAGCCAAGGUGAUGCUUAGACCUGCUUCUCCCGGUACUGGAGUUAUUGCAGGUGGGGCUGUGAGAAUUGUUCUUGAAAUGGCUGGAGUUGAGAAUGCUUUGGGAAAGCAAAUAGGGAGUAAUAAUGCACUCAACAAUGCCAGAGCAACAAUCAUUGCUGUGCAGAAAAUGAAGCAGUUUCGUGAGGUUGCUGAGGAGCGCGGAAUUCCAAUGGAAGAGUUAUGGAAGUAA